Messenger RNA from Ostrea edulis (European flat oyster), 704 nucleotides. Its product is annotated as complement C1q tumor necrosis factor-related protein 3-like. Bases 82 to 651 code for a protein of 189 amino acids. Gene Ontology annotation, molecular function: protein binding. The transcript is spliced from 3 exons. The record is from RefSeq and is a predicted model, not a curated record. Lineage: Eukaryota; Metazoa; Mollusca; Bivalvia; Ostreida; Ostreidae.
AUUCUAAAGUGAAAGCUGAAAGUGCUGUUUCUUCGGGAAGAGAAUUCGACCAUAGAAGAACCUUCACCGAAUAUCGUGUGAAUGCUGACGUCAACAUUUGUUACGUUACUGAUAUUAUUGGGGACCCAGGAGUUGUUUUGCAGCAAGGUCACAACAAGAACCAACAAUUGGAGGAACUUUAGAGACGAUUAUCUAUCAGCCAGCCAAACUUGCUAUACACUAGGCUUUACGAAGGAACGAAGGGAGAACAGCUUGAAAGCGAAAGAAAUAAUUGCUUUUGAUGCCAGCUUCAGCUCAUCAAUGACUAAAAUAAAGAGUGGACAGAGACUGGUGUUCGCCUUAGUAGAUGAAAACAUAAACCAUGGAUACAAUGCACGUACUGGCGUCUUCACGGCACCCGGAAGUGGCGUGUUUGUUUUUCAAUGGUCCACAGUCGUGACUGGCACACACUAUAUCCAAACAGUCAUCGUUGUCAAUGGAAAGAAAAGAGCUUUGAAUGAAUGUAACACCACGCGGGCAAAUAACGACUCAUGUACUCGAAUGGCGGUCGUCAGACUGGCAGUUGGAGACAAAGUCUGGAUCGAAUGUGUCAAAGACAAUUCCGCCAUUAACGAUUAUAAAAGUUCGGCAUUUACCGGGUUUAGGCUAUAGCACUGAUGAUAACAACUGAAUUAUUUUAAAAUAAAUACAUUAUGCCCCCUGCA